Necator americanus (New World hookworm) is the source of this 1794-nucleotide messenger RNA. RefSeq lists its product as uncharacterized. Gene Ontology annotation, molecular function: amino acid transmembrane transporter activity. The transcript is spliced from 16 exons. NCBI's taxonomy places the organism in Eukaryota, Metazoa, Nematoda, Chromadorea, Rhabditida, Ancylostomatidae. The record is from RefSeq and is a predicted model, not a curated record. Gene Ontology annotation, biological process: transmembrane transport; amino acid transport. Gene Ontology annotation, cellular component: plasma membrane. Bases 1 to 1794 code for a protein of 597 amino acids.
AUGAUUCGUUGUCUGUCUGUACGUAGAUGCGUUAAAAUGAGGCUGUCGUCACUUCGAGAAAAAGCGUUCCGUCGUAAGCACAUACCACACGGUAGUUUAGAGACGCAAUUAAGACGAUGUCUUACCACCACCGACAUCACAUUGCUUGGUGUAGGACAUAUGAUCGGAGCCGGGAUUUAUGUACUCACAGGUUCUGUGGUUCGAAACACUGCUGGUCCGUCGAUAGUGCUGUCGUUUCUGCUUGCCGGUGUCGCCUCAUUACUGUCCGCUUUGUGUUAUGCUGAAUUUGGGGCCAGAUUCCCGAAAGCUGGCAGCGCUUACACCUACGCAUACGUGAGCGUUGGUGAACUGUGGGCAUUUAUCAUCGGGUGGAACAUUGUCCUCGAACAUAUGUUAGGAGCAGCAGCCGUGGCCCGAUCAUGGUCCGGCUAUCUGGAUUCGUUGUUGGGUAAUGUCAUAUCAAACACUACUAUUGAGCGAGUUGGUCGACUACAGAGUUCUUCGUUCUUCGGUGACUAUCCUGAUUUGGUAGCAUUCAUUCUAAUUGUAAUCGUUGGUAUUUUUGUUGCUAUGGGAUCGAAAGCAUCCACGAAUUUCAAUUCGAUGUUCACUGUUGUGAAUAUGGCUGUUAUUGUGAUAGUGGUUGGUUAUGGCAUUACAUUUGCGGAUUUCUCACUAUGGACGGGAACUGAUGAAGAGGGAAAGUCAAAAUUCUUCCCAUACGGAGUAAAUGGAAUGCUUGCUGGAGCAGCGUCAUGCUUUUUUGCGUACAUUGGAUUCGAUGGUUUGGCAACUGCUGGCGAGGAGGCAAAAAAUCCAUCUCGAGCAAUUCCUAUCGCAACUUUCGCUUCAAUGACAAUAGUAACGUUAGCGUAUAUCAUGAUGUCCGCUUCGCUCACCCUUAUGGUUCCAUACUAUCAGGUGCAUCCUACGGCCGCAUUUUCGGAUGCUUUUGCUCUGAAAGGAGCUACAGCGGCAAAAUUAGCUGUUUCGGUGGGAGCGUUGUGCGGAAUGAUGACGAGUCUGGUUGGCGGUAUGUUCGCUUUGCCUCGUUGUGUAUUCGCAAUGGCUGAGGAUGGUCUACUCUUCAACUCGCUUUCUGUUGUAAACGGCAAAACACAGGUCCCGAUAAACGCUGUUCUCGUAUUCGGUUCGAUGACAGCAAUUAUCGCCUUGUUGUUCGACAUUGAAACCCUUGUCGAAUUUCUUUCAAUCGGCACCCUACUUGCAUAUUCAAUCGUCUCCGCUUGUGUAAUUAUACUUCGCUACCAACCGGCUCGUUACCAAGAGGAUGGUUCUUUUGAUAAUGGCGGAAAACUCAAGUUCACUAUACCGGGCGGUGGAUUUCUGGAUAAACUGGAUCCUGGACACGCGGUGCAUUACGGCGUAGCAAUGAUGAUGGUCGGAUUUGUGGGUGCUGGGCUUUGCUUUAGUUCAGGACAUAUCGAUUCGACGAUAGGAAUCGCAACAGCUUGUUUCUUUGGUGCACUGGCGGUUAUAUCACUGGUGUUUAUAAUGAGCCAUCAUCAAAAUUCGACUCAGUUAGCGUUCAAGGUCCCACUCGUCCCUAUUGUACCAGCUGUUAGUCUUCUAAUCAAUACUCUUAUGAUGCUUCACUUAGCCCCGAUCACAUGGCUACGAAUCGCAUUCUGGAUGAUAAUAGGUAUGAGUAUCUAUUUCGGAUAUGGCAUCCGUCAUUCACGUGAAGAGGUAUUGCCGUCGUCACCGGAAGCUCGAUUUUCGAAGAGCAGCACAUAUGAUUCGGUUGUGUCUACCACCACUGUUGGAUCGUAA